AUGGCGUUACGUUGUCAAUUUGAAAACUCGUCCGAAAUUGGCGUGUUUGCCAGGCUAACGAACUGGUACUGCCUUGUGGCCGUUGGUGGGUCUGCCAACUUUUACACCACGUUCGAAAUUGAGUUGGCCGACCUGAUGCCAGUUGUUCACUGCACCAUUGCAGGCACACGGCUCGUCGGCCGCUUGACGGUUGGUAACCGACACGGUCUCCUUGUUCCCAUGACGACAACCGACCAGGAACUACAACACUUGCGGAAUAGUUUGCCGGACAAGGUGGCUAUCCAGCGCGUGGAAGAGCGCUUGAGUGCCUUGGGCAAUGUGAUUGCAUGUAAUGACUAUGUGGCCAUUGUACACCCGGAUCUGGAUCGUGAGACAGAGGAGAUCAUUGCGGACGUACUAAAAGUGGAAGUGUUCCGACAAACAGUGGGUGAUAAUGUGCUGGUCGGCUCGUAUGCGACCAUGUCGAACCAAGGCGCACUUGUGCAUCCCAAGACCUCGUUGCAAGACCAGGACGAAUUGUCAUCGCUGUUGCAAGUACCGCUCGUUGCAGGCACGGUGAACCGGGGAUCAGAUCUGAUCGGUGCAGGAUUGCUGGUGAAUGACUGGGUGGCGUUUGUUGGCCUCGAUACCACAGCUACAGAAGUGAGCGUCAUUGAGUCGACGUUCCGCUUGCAGAACCAAGAAGCUGGCGCUGUUGUGGACCAGCUGCGCGAUGCGUUGGUCGAUUCGUAUGCAUGA
Molecule: messenger RNA, 738 nt
Organism: Malassezia globosa CBS 7966
Lineage: Eukaryota; Fungi; Basidiomycota; Malasseziomycetes; Malasseziales; Malasseziaceae
Exons: 1
Coding region: 1-738 (245 amino acids)
Biological process (GO): assembly of large subunit precursor of preribosome; ribosomal subunit export from nucleus; maturation of LSU-rRNA
Cellular component (GO): cytosol; preribosome, large subunit precursor; nucleolus
Molecular function (GO): ribosomal large subunit binding
Source: RefSeq, a predicted model, not a curated record